This is a messenger RNA of Fundulus heteroclitus (mummichog), 1501 nucleotides long. RefSeq lists its product as uncharacterized. Bases 166 to 1074 code for a protein of 302 amino acids. The record is from RefSeq and is a predicted model, not a curated record. NCBI's taxonomy places the organism in Eukaryota, Metazoa, Chordata, Actinopteri, Cyprinodontiformes, Fundulidae. The transcript has 6 exons.
CAGCAGCAGUGUGAUCUGUGGGCUGCAGGGGCUGAUGGGAGCUCUGAGGAGCUGCUAGAAACCACGUGGCCCUCGUCUGAUCUCACAGCUCGUCCUUGUUUGGCCUCAGCUGCAUCAGAGCGCCACUUCUCCCCAGGUUCACCAGAGGAAACACCACUGCACAAAAUGCUUUUCCUCCCAGCUGCUGCUCUCUGCUGUCUGUGUUCAGCGCUGACUGCCAUGGCAGCACAGCUGCUUCAGGAUCUAUCUCUGACCAGGAGAGAAGGUCAGAGGGUCUCCUUCAGCUGUGGAGAAACUCAUCAGUGUUAUUUGGACUAUGUAGUCUGGUACCAGAAGAAAGAGAAUGAAACGUUCAGAGCUAUAUUUUUAGUUGGUAGCGACUGUAGUAUAGCUCAACGUUACAAUCAUCCUCAGAAAGAUGAUUUCUCAGCUGUUAACAUUCAGAACGGCUGUGAAUUGAAGAUAAAUGAAGUUAAAUCUAAUCAUUCAGCCUCCUACUACUGCGGCUGUAUGUCCUUCUCACUGUGGGAUGAAUACCUCUUUGGUUCUGGAACCAAGCUGUUUGUAACAGAUGUGCUGCCAGUGAAGCCCGUGGUGAGCGUGUACCCAGCAGCAUCCAGAGCCCACCUGGAGGGGAAGAGCUACCUGCUGUGUCUGGCCUCAGGCAUGUUUCCUCCUCUGGUCCACAUCUCCUGGCAAAGACAGAAGGAGGACGGUGGUCUGGAGGAUGUGGGAGAGGGAGAGCAGCUGGAGCUCAGAGAGUCGGGACGCAGCGCCUCCAUCAGACUGCUGGAUCUGGACCUUAACGUCCCCCAGAAAUACCUCUGCUCUGUCAAGCAUGAGGGGGGCCCAGUGAAGGCCCACAGCCUGCAAGAGCUUCCAGCUCCAGCCUCCUGUCCUCCAGAGAGACCAGACCUGGCAGCUCUGCAGCAAGCUGACUUGUCCUUCCAGUCUGAGUGCAGGGUGAAGCUGCUCUGCCUGCUCUACACAGUGCUGAUAGUCAAGAGUCUGGUGUACUGCUGUGGACUCUCUCUGCUGAUGAUGCUCACAAACCAGGGACCGUCCACCACCUGAACACACAGAGCUGACUCUCUGCUUUCUCUCCAGCUUUUCUUCCUCUGCUCGUUGCUGAUUGCUGCUUUUAAAGCUUCUUCUGACGUCUUGAAGUCGCACAUUAAGUCAAUCUUUUUAUUGCAGCUUCACAGACUUCCUGUAAGGAUUUCCAUCCAGAUGAUGACAUAUUUCUGUCCUGGACUGUAAUCUGUGUUCUAGUAACUUUCCAUUUAGAUCCUCUCUGAUUAUUUUCUGUCAGCUCCAGAUUUGAUGCUUUGUUGUUAUCAGUUUGGUCUUUUUUUAUUUCAUUCUAACAACUUUGUGGACAAUCACUCCUGUUUUUAUUAAAACCUUUUUGUGGAUAAAAUGACCUCAUAAACUGUUUGUGUUUGUUCUUCAAUGCUCCAUCAAACUCUGAGUCUUUGUCCAACAUAUUUCAUCACACACU